CGAAGGACAUUGGUAUUAAGGGAGAAAAUAGCUACCAUGUCUUCCAGUGCUUUGGCGAAACCUCAGAUGCGUGGCCUUUUGGCCAAGCGUCUGCGAUUUCAUAUUGUUGGAGCAGUCCUAGUUUCUCUGGGGGUUGCAGCUUUCUAUAAGUUUGCUGUGGCUGAACCAAGAAAGAAGGCAUAUGCAGAUUUCUACAGAAAUUAUGAUUCCAUGAAAGAUUUUGAGGAGAUGAGGAAGGCUGGUAUCUUUCAGAGUGCAAAGUGAUUUCGGAGUGUAAAGAAUUUCUUUGACUUCCAUGGAAGUUUGUCGCUGACCUGUGUUCCUGAACUAUGAAACAUGCAUAUUUGGGCUAAAGGAUAGUUUCUCUUGAUAAAUAAACAAAUGUUGUAGACAGUAAGUCUUUUGCUCAGUUAUUGAU
This is a messenger RNA of Rhinolophus ferrumequinum (greater horseshoe bat), 418 nucleotides long. RefSeq names its product cytochrome c oxidase subunit 6C. Gene Ontology annotation, biological process: mitochondrial electron transport, cytochrome c to oxygen. Bases 37 to 264 code for a protein of 75 amino acids. The record is from RefSeq and is a predicted model, not a curated record. NCBI's taxonomy places the organism in Eukaryota, Metazoa, Chordata, Mammalia, Chiroptera, Rhinolophidae. The transcript has a single exon.